AUGAUCGGAUUAACAACGUUGCGAUCAAAAUGGACCAGUCGUUGUAUCUUGUUGGCUGCUUUUUUAUGUUUCUUCGUGUCAGAGUCACGUACUAUUGUACGGGAUAUUACCAGCAAUGAGUUACCACAAUAUCUAGAUCUAUCUGGUUUUGUACGAGUUCGAAAGGGUGAAUGGGUGCCAGAUUCGGAAUGUACUGUGCAUCAGCAUGAAGUCCUACAUGCAGUCAUGGAUCGACUUUGUGAAGUAUGUCAUGAAAUGUUCUAUCACGAACAGGGCAAUCUACGAGCACAAUGCAGGUGA
Cooperia oncophora is the source of this 300-nucleotide messenger RNA. NCBI's taxonomy places the organism in Eukaryota, Metazoa, Nematoda, Chromadorea, Rhabditida, Trichostrongylidae. The record is from the annotation of a GenBank genome assembly.